GCGACACUGGCUUUGGGAAUAGAGCUCUCCCCACGUGACUGCCUGUAACCUCUUCCCUCUCUGCUGUUGUUGAUGCUGUUGGUUAAGGUGGUGGCAUGCUCCGCUGUUAUCAUGUCUGACCUAGACUCUGUGCCCGAGGUGCAAAUAGACCCCGAGGGCUCGUUUAAAUACAUCUUGGUCAGGCUGAGCACGGGGGCAUCAGAAAAUUCCCGAGAUAUUGUGAGAGGAACCAAGAGCGCCGUAUACCAUAAUCACAUAUUUGAAAAACUAAAUCCUGAAAUGCAAGCAUUGGGCUUUCAGUGUAAAUGCCUUGGAGGAGGCAAGAUGGAGCACAUCAGCAAAGACAAGAAAAUACGAGUAUUUGGUGAAUCUACUGGAUAUGGCAAAGCAGAUCACUCCAUUACAGCUGAAAAACUGAAGAAAGCAUACAAAGACUAUGAAGUGGUUUGGUCAGAUGAUAAGAAAUGACCAUUUAUGUACAGUACAUCUCACCCAGCUGUACUCAAGAGUGUAUGCUGUUUCUUGAAAGUGCAGUGUAACACAGAACAUGGAAUGGAUUCCCUAAUAGAAUACCGCAAUUGUAUGAAUAUUGCUAACUGAUGUUUAUAUAUAAAAAAAAAAAUGUGUGUAUGUAUAUGUAUAUGUGUGUGUGUGGGGUGUGGUAUAAAAGAUAGACAGUGUCUAGUUAGACAGUCAAUAGAUAGACACCAUAUGUUAGACAGACAUUAGGUCGACAGGGUCAAAAGGUCGACAUGAAAAAGUUAGGCAGUACAAACGGUCAACAUGAAAAUGGUCGACUUGAAAAAGGUAAACACCAUGUUUUUUGUGGUUUGUGUGGAUAGUUUUCUCAACUGGGACCCCCAAUUGUAAUAAGGCAUACCCUCGCGGGGCUCGCUUCGCUCGCCACGCUUCGGGCUCGGUGGCUCGCUGUGCUCGCCACAAGGUUUAUAACCAACUCUGUGCUGAGAUGGAUAGAGAAGGUAUGAAAUAGUCCAAAAACAUGUUACAUUUAAAAAAAACAUUUGUCUAUUUUAUGUCAACCUUUUGACCCUGUCGACCUAAUGUCUGUCUAACAUAUGGUGUCUAUCUAUUGACUGUCUAACUAGACACUAUCUAUCAACCGGAUGCAGUGUGUGUGUGUGUGUAUAUGUAUGUGUGUGUAUAUAUAUAUAUAUAUAUAUAUAUAUGUGUGUGUAUAUAUAUAUAUAUAUAUAUAUAUAUAUAUAUAUAAAAUUUCAUCCUGCGAGCAUAUGUUAAUAAAUGCAUUAAACAACACAGAUAUGCAUGAUUUAAUAUUUAUUCAGGUUUAAUAGUUUGUAAAUAUUUUCCGGGCUAAUAAAUUGAAAUUGAUGAAAUAAUGUCAUGCAAAUUGGGCUGCAGUGAAAGUUGGGAGCACGUAAACUUUAUCUUCUAUAUUCUUGGUAAAUUGUAGUUCUACAUUGAAAAUCACUAAUGACCUCUCCACAUUUUAACACUGUUAGACGUAGGUUAGCCUCCGAACUGCCAUGCCAGCUGUUUGAAGCUAGAUGGCCCAUGAUAAUCAUGCUAGUCAUUCAGAUGUGGACAGAGUUGCUAUCACUGCUGCUUCCUUGGAAGCAGCAGAGAUAGCAAUGGAUGGUCAUUAAGCAAGAGGCGCCUAUUACAAGUAGACAUCUCCUGCUGCAGUAAUGCUUUAACCUGCUUCCUAAGACACAGCAUCGGAUCACUGUAACACCAUUGUGCGGCUUACAACACCCAUGGAGCCACACAAGCUGCCGUCACAGAGGCUAGGAAAUCUCUGUCCUAUGACAGAGAUUCUUACCCUCUAAAUGGCGGCGACACACCUCCGUUUUCACAAAUGGAAGCAGUCGCCUCCCCGCCCACCGGACCGCAGCAGACUGUCAAUCA
Messenger RNA from Pseudophryne corroboree (corroboree frog), 1887 nucleotides. Its product is annotated as 14 kDa phosphohistidine phosphatase-like. The transcript has 3 exons. Lineage: Eukaryota; Metazoa; Chordata; Amphibia; Anura; Myobatrachidae. Gene Ontology annotation, biological process: peptidyl-histidine dephosphorylation. The coding region runs from base 73 to 468 and encodes 131 amino acids. Gene Ontology annotation, cellular component: cytosol. The record is from RefSeq and is a predicted model, not a curated record. Gene Ontology annotation, molecular function: protein histidine phosphatase activity.